This is a messenger RNA of Pediculus humanus corporis (human body louse), 1365 nucleotides long. RefSeq lists its product as uncharacterized. The transcript has 5 exons. The record is from RefSeq and is a predicted model, not a curated record. NCBI's taxonomy places the organism in Eukaryota, Metazoa, Arthropoda, Insecta, Psocodea, Pediculidae. Bases 1 to 1365 code for a protein of 454 amino acids. Gene Ontology annotation, molecular function: protein binding.
AUGAAGGUUCCAAUAAGACCGGCACCCCCGCCACCGGUGAAUCAAAAAAUUCCGCCCAAAUCUGCUUCCAGUUGGGAUAAUCAUUUAGGGAAUAAUCAGGAUCCGUGGAGCAAGUCGAUAGUACCGACGCAGCAGAAAAAAAAACCUCCUCCGAGACCGCCACCCCCUAAAUUUCCAAACAAGAAAUCAGUAGUGCCGUCCAGACCGAGUCAAUUAAUCGCUGGCCUAUUUCAGCGAAAGAACAAUGUCAAUAACAAAUUAAACGAUGUUCACAUAACGAGGCCAACGGUAGAUGGGAACGUCGUCGAUUCCAAAGGGACCAACGGAAUGCUACUCAUAGAUUUUAAUUCUCCGCCAAGUUCGCCAACGUUCACGACGCGUUCGAGUAGUGAUGCGUUAAGUGUUAACAGUUUUGGAAGUGACGGAGUGACCCAGGGUUCAGGUUCUAGCGGUAACACGUCGAACGUCGAAAGCGGAUUCGAAGACGAUUUCGAUUUGUUUUCUUCGUCGUCGAACGUCGGCGGCGGUCCGUUUAGGAAAAAAGAUGACGGGUUUCAACCGAGAGACCCGUGGAGUCCUCCCCCUCCGAAACCCAUUUCGGAACAGAAAAAUUUUUCAAGCGAAAAAUCGUGGGUUACGUUUCCGUCGCCUAGUUCGUCGAAAAAAUUACCACUCAAUAAAGUAUGUUCGAUGCCGACGAUAAUCCGCGGAGUUAUGAAUAAAUCAAAUGUUGCGAAUGAUGCAUUUCGACCACCUCCUGCGAUGCCUUUUUAUGAUAACGACGUUAGUUGGUCGUCGGAAUCGCCGCCCAUGCCGACAUGUCCGCCACCUCCUCCUCCACCGCUAGCGGAUAUGCUGAGCGAUCUCGUCGAAGACUUCAACAACAUCCAGGUAAUUGGUAGUUUGCCUUCUUCCCCCCUCUGUUCGAUCCAAUCAAGGCGGGAAGAGGAGAAAGAACAACAACAACAACAACGAUCCCACGGGAUAGCACUUUACGAUUAUGCGGGAGAACAAAUGGGAGAUUUGAGCUUUAGAAAAGAUGAUGUCAUUAAUCUAGUCCGGAGAAUAGAUGAAAAUUGGCUUGUGGGAGAAAUAAACGGACGGGAGGGAAGCGUUCCGGCGAAUUUCAUAACAAUACGAGUUCCUCCUCCGGGAGAUGAGGAUGACGCAUUCGUCACGGCUCUGUAUCCGUUUCAACCGGAAGCGUGGGACGAUUUGGAGUUCGAAGAAGGUUCAAUAAUAAAAGUGACUCACAGGAUCGAUCAAGAUUGGCUUUACGGAGAGUGUAACGGAAAAGUCGGUCAAUUUCCGGGGAAUUUCGUCGAUCGAAUACCCAAAGAUUUACCAGUGAGAAAAUUAAAUUAA